This is a messenger RNA of Saccostrea echinata, 627 nucleotides long. RefSeq lists its product as uncharacterized. NCBI's taxonomy places the organism in Eukaryota, Metazoa, Mollusca, Bivalvia, Ostreida, Ostreidae. The record is from RefSeq and is a predicted model, not a curated record. The transcript has a single exon. Bases 1 to 627 code for a protein of 208 amino acids.
AUGAGUGUUAACGAAGAAAUGGAGCGGACUCAAGGAAAUAAUGUUAACAGAGACUUCUAUUCAUCCUCAAAGAAGCCUGUUUAUGUGCUAAGUGAUCUCUACGAGGACAUUUCAUCAGACGAGGACGAGGUCAUUCGUAUGGACCAGACUCCCCAAAAUUGUGACAUUGGACAAUCUGACUUCAUGCAAGAUUUGGAAAUUAUUUCGGUGAACACCAAUGACUUUGAGGAUCGGGCCGAUGAACUUUUGGAUUAUUGCGACAUUGAUGACGAGCGGAUGGUUGUGGCCGACAGCGAUAAGGAAGAAGAAAUCGAGGAGGACCAGAAUUCAGAUGGAGGUAGAAAAGUAGAAUUCAGAGACACUGACAGUGAUAUCGCGAGUGAGGAUUGCAUUGACAAUAACAAUAUCACAAAAUCAACUGUGUGUCUCCUCUUAAAUAAAACCACAAGGAACUACCCUGACGGCACCAUAGAAGUUAGCCGGGACACACAUGUGGUAUAUUUCGAGGAUUUGACCCCGAGUGAGAUAGACUACGAAAGUGUAGCUUCGGAAGUAUUGUCCGAAAUUCCGAAACAUUUCGAGGAGGGUAACAUUAGGUUCACCUCAGGAGACUUUAGUUACUUGUGA